AUGGACCGACUCCUUCAAAGGCAUAUAAACGGAAUUAGCGUAAGAAGUUGCAACGAUAACGAAGAUGACCGAGACGACGAUAGAACCGAGAUUCUCUAUAAUUCGAAAAAGCAUAAAACUCAAUUGGAGACUUUCCAGUUAACGGAAAAUGAAACUCGUCAAUAUAUCGUAUCUCAAUGGAUUUUCGAAGAUUUUCUUGCCAGCGAUCUUAAACCGAGCAAAAUUUUACAACCAACCGCCUUUUUGAAUUCCCAGUUUACCUUUCUCAAAAAGUUUCUUGAGAAGAGACAGCAGAGACAAGUUGUUCGACGGUUACUUAGCCAGGGUUUACUUCCAUCAAAUGCCAUAAAAACCAGUACUUAUACGAUCAACUUUGCUGUGCUAUCUACCGACCAUCUCGAAAUACUUUCGAAUGCAAUUCAGGAAAACUUAUAUAAGGAUGAUAUCGUAAAAAAGUCUUUACCCCCCAAAACCAUUCAAGAAAUUCCAUCAUUUUCUGAGAUACCUCGAGAAUUUAUGUGUUUGCUCGAAUCAGAGAUCUUUAUUCUAAAUGAACUGGCGGAUCAAGUGGAGCAUAUUUAUUCCAAAGAAUCUUCAGAACACAAACAAUUGUGGAAAGAAUUUGCCUUAUGGGCGUUGAAAUGUAUUUACCGACAUGUGAGGGUCCAAGAGAAGCUGUUAGAAGGACACAGUAUACACGAGACAUUUCUGCGCUACCCGAGUGAUAAACUUCACAUUGCUGAAGAAACAACUAAAAUCGUUGCAAGUGGUAGCAAUCUUCAGGGUUACCAGCACGUUUUUAAUCCACUGUGUUUUACGAAUAGUUUAGGGGAAACUGUUGUGGAUUUUUUUGAUAUUGACAAAAUAUUGGCAAGAGAAUCAGAAACGGUGGUAGAUAAAUACUGUAAACAUAUGUUCGAUAAUCCCAGGCAAUUUAAAUCGGAUUUGAUUGAACAUUUUGGAUAUUUGAUAAAAGGACUUCAACCGCUUUCUAGGUCAGUUAACAAGUAUCUCGAAACCACUUAUUCAGUUUUGUAUUCUAAGAUGAAAAAACUUGAUCUUGGGCCAAAUGCUCCGAAAUCUUUUGGUGUUUUUCCCACGGUUUCUGUUAACUUUAAUAUAAUAUGCCAAUUUUACCGCGAUUUGAAAGAUCAUCGAAACUCCUGUGUGGUUUGUCCACUUGGAAAAUUUGAAGGGCAAGCAGUAGCAUUUCAGUCAAAUAUUUUGGUUCACGGAAAUCUCCUGGUCAUCACUGGAGUUCGGAACAGCGUAGUUUUUUAUAUACAUAACACGGUGAUCAAGCAGAAGCGUAAAUUUGACUCUCUUUUUGCCGAUUACGAGUUGGACUGGGAUCAUAAUAGCAACGAAGAUGAGGUAUUACCAAAAUAUCUCCCCCGAUGCUUGGUUCUGGAGAUAAUGUAA
Acaulospora morrowiae is the source of this 1422-nucleotide messenger RNA. The record is from the annotation of a GenBank genome assembly. Lineage: Eukaryota; Fungi; Glomeromycota; Glomeromycetes; Diversisporales; Acaulosporaceae.